Messenger RNA from Seminavis robusta, 1416 nucleotides. The record is from the annotation of a GenBank genome assembly. Lineage: Eukaryota; Bacillariophyta; Bacillariophyceae; Naviculales; Naviculaceae.
AUGAUGAAACCGAAUCUAAAGCUUCGCAAGGUCAAGGCUUUGACUGCCAAGAAAGCAGCAGCCUUCUUUUCUCGGUCCAAGCCACACUCAUCAACCCCAACCUCAGUAUCAGCACCCAAGGCACCAGCUGGUGAUUGUCUGACUAUCAGCAUUGGUCACGACAUGAUGGCGCUAAAGGAAACCAUAAGAGCUCUUGAAUCAGGAUUCUACAGUGAAGCAUCUACUAAAGUUCACAUUACAAAAGGAAAGGAGGGUCCUCAGAUGGACAAGCUCUACUCUAGAUUGCUAGUCGCAGUUGGCCAACUCCCCAACCUUCAGGAGCUCUCCAUCCAAGGAGACGUCAAUGCACGGGUAAAUGCCCCGAUUCUGCCCGUCAAAUCCCUCAAGAAUUUGUUGCAAGGAGCAGCCCAAACAAUUUGCAAGGUUCACUUCCAGAACAUAAUAUUGCUGACUCGCAAAGAAUCUGAUCAGCUUAUCCACCCAGAAAUCAGCAAUUUCUAUAAGUCUCUCAAGAAGCUCCAAUGCUUGCAAGAAUUUGAUAUCACUUCCUGCUUCCAAAUAGAGUCUCUAAACUGUGGUAUCAAAAUCCAGAGUGAACUGUCUAUUGCAUCCCUUUUAGGACCACUGGCAUCCAUUCCAUCCCUUAAACGAGUUGCCUUAAGCCAGAAAAGGACAGAAGGUCUGGAGCCUUCAUGUCUACAGAGUCUAUUCCAAUCAUGCCCAUGUCUGGAAGAGCUUUUGCUCACUGGCUUUUCCGUUGAAGAAUCUGAUUGGGACAGCAUUGUACCGUCUAUACUACAACAUGCAAGGAAGCUCAAAAGGCUUCACCUUGAACACUGCUGCCUGGGUGCGAGAAGCUUGGAUAUCUUUCUUCAGUUGUUGGGCCCAGAAUCACCACUGGAAGAUUUUGAGUUUAUGCCCAUCCUUACUGACGACAUGUUGGGCUUGGGACACACCCGUCAAAUAUCCGCGACCCCCCAAGGUGAGGUCACCUGGAAGAGGUUGCUCUGCGACGCCAUUCCCACAGCACUCGAGUCCAACACAAAACUUCAGAGGUUGAGUAUCAAAGCAAAAGGUGAUGUCAACUUGUUUGUCCCUAUAGAGUUCCAGCAACCAUGGCUGGAUCUCAUCAUGGAACAAGGUCGCAACAAUUCACUGAUCGACUUUGGGUUCUCGAGGGAUGAUGGCCUCUGCUUCCAUUACGAAGAUGAAGAAAUGGCAGCAAAGUUUGAGCACUAUCAAAAGCUCAGACAAUUUGGAAUUAGAAAGCUAGAAGCCUUUACUGGCACCGAGGAAGAAGAAUUUGAUCGAACCACUCUCCAGGUCCUGGGCGAGGCGUCAGGGGAUGUCUCAUGCUUGUUUCAUAUCCUCCAGCGAUAUCCUUCUUUGUGCACAGCCGCAGGAAAGAUAUAUUAA